Molecule: messenger RNA, 858 nt
Organism: Hyalella azteca
Lineage: Eukaryota; Metazoa; Arthropoda; Malacostraca; Amphipoda; Hyalellidae
Product: type 1 phosphatidylinositol 4,5-bisphosphate 4-phosphatase
Exons: 7
Coding region: 48-794 (248 amino acids)
Biological process (GO): phosphatidylinositol dephosphorylation
Cellular component (GO): late endosome membrane; phagocytic vesicle membrane; plasma membrane
Molecular function (GO): phosphatidylinositol-4,5-bisphosphate 4-phosphatase activity
Source: RefSeq, a predicted model, not a curated record
GAAAGUCUUAACUCACUACUCAGCUGUUCUUCAUGUGAUCAACAACAAUGGCGGAGGAAACAACACCACUUGUUCGUUCGUCGCAAAAUGCUGAUAAUUCAGACUCGUAUGGAGGAAGAAGUGUUACCGAUUACUUUGGUGAUGGGACGGUGUUGGGAGCAGAUGAAGUCCCACCUCCAUAUGACCACAGCACCACAGGCAGACCCAUGGUCACCUGCAGGGUGUGCCAGACCAUGAUAGACAUCAGUGGCAAGAUGGAACAGCAUGUAGUCAAGUGUGCAAAAUGCUCUGAAGCAACUCCCAUCAAGAAUGCACCCGCAGGCAAGAAAUACGUGCGAUGUCCGUGCAAUUGUCUACUUAUAUGCAAGAGUCGGUCCCAGCGUGUUGCGUGCCCCAGGUCUUCAUGCAAACGCAUCGUCAAUUUGUCACCCCCGCCUGUGAACCCUAACACCCCCACAGCCCCGGGCAUGUGCCGAGUCACCUGCGCUCACUGCAGUAUGAUCUUCUUGUUCAACACUCUGACAAAUGCUUUGGCAAGAUGUCCAAACUGCAGGAAAGUGUCAAGCGUUGGCAGGGAAUAUGCCCGCUGCAAGACCCUGAUAUUUUUGACGUUGUCGGUCCUCAUGCUCAUCAUUUGUGCCGUGGUCGUCUUCACCACCAUGUCCUACACCAACGCCGGUCAUCCUGCUGUAUAUCUCAUAUACAUAGUUCUGUUCCUGGUGCUGGCAUUUCUGCUGUACCGGACCAUCUAUUACUGCUCCAUGAAAGUCAGCCUCAUAGACGGGCCCUUAUAAUAUUGCAAGCUCUGCACCACCGGGGCCCAUUGCUGCUGUACCAUCGAUAGUGUGUCACCAUCUC